Molecule: messenger RNA, 1564 nt
Organism: Guyanagaster necrorhizus
Lineage: Eukaryota; Fungi; Basidiomycota; Agaricomycetes; Agaricales; Physalacriaceae
Exons: 2
Coding region: 58-1341 (427 amino acids)
Source: RefSeq, a predicted model, not a curated record
UUUCAAAUCUGCCGUCAUCUUUCUUUCAUAACUUCCAUCUUCUCUUUAUUCUCCAUAAUGGUUUUCGGUAUUUUCUCUCGCAAGGUCCAGCCAGACAACCAGUUGAAAUCUAAUCCAACUCAAUUACGAACACCAUCUCCUUCUGUCGAAUCUUCAUCUGUUGGAAUGGCCCGACUGAAUGCUUCCCCUACUGCGUCACUGCAAGAACCUCCUGCGUCCCCUUCACCACCGCUCGAAGGCGACGCCGCCGCCGAUCUGGGUUUUAUCACUGAUCCUGCCGCCCUUCAUAGUCUCGUAUCUUCCGUCCCGCCCAAGAUAUUCCACGAAUACACACUCACGCAUCUCAUACCGCCCACACGAUCACCUGCUUCGCCUUCGCAUGUGCCCAUACACCCCCCUUCGUCGCGUACACUGACGCAUUUGACGUCUUUCUUCUCGACUCUGACUCCACCACCGCGGCUCCAUUGCGUUCGGUGCCACAAGUUCUACUUUGAUGUCGAGAAUACCGACCGUAGUUGCGUGGUGCACCAUGAUGAUGAAAGCGCGGAGGUGUCAAGGGUAGGCGCGGCCAAAACUAAAGGAACGGAGUACGAGACUCUUUGGGCAUGCUGUGGAAAGACUGUCGAGGGCGAUGGGGACAUGGGACCACCAGAUGGGUGGUGUUACGAAGGAAAGCAUACGACGGAUCUAAGACGCGCUAGAUUUCGCGCGGAUUCAUCCAUUCACGACGAUAAACUCACGUCGUGCGAUCAUCUUCGCUGCCACGAACCACCUCUACCUCCAUCAGAUACCUCGUCUCCCUCUCCAUCUCCCCGUGCUCGCAAAAGGUCCACACGAAAGCGCGCCCGACCUGCCGAUGAUGAUGGCGAGGGUGGUGAAGUUGACCAGCCCAUAGCUGAUGAUGCUCAGAGCGUUGUGAGCUCAAAGGGAAAAGAGAAGCAAAAGGCCCCGCCCUCGAAACCUCGGAAGAAGCGCGCGAAGACGUCCAAUGACGACAAGGCGUUCAAGCCUGAACCUGUUUCCGACUACGACGAUAUGGAUGUUGACGAGACGGCGUCGACUUCAUCGAAGUAUCGCAAGGCGAAGCCCAAGCCCAAGCCUAAGCCUGCUACCACGCGGGUGCUUUUUCCGACGGCUAGGACACCCAGCCCUACACGACCACCAGCCUUUGCUGUUCCCGCAUCUCCUAUAUUGCGAAAGUCUCUUUCUCCAUCACGUUCAGUGGUUUCCGUUGUUGUCAGUGCGGCUCCCCGGUCACUGAAGGAGCCGAUGAAGAGCCGGGGCAGACCCAAUAAACCGUUGACGGACGUGGUCUCAACGAGUGUCAGUGGCGAAGAAUGAUUUUUUUCUGCUCCAUUUUGUAUCGUCAUUUAUGCGUAUAUCCCCUCUUACUUUACAUCUUACGCUCAUUAUUUCCCAUCCCCGGGCCUCGUUGCAUCCAUGUACAUACGAGUCAAUCAUUGCAUGUCUCCAUAGGUGCCGCCAUACAUAUUCCACUAUUUACCCUACUGUCUAUUGUAUUGUUUUAUGAUCUUCCCUUGUACCAAUUACAUGCUUUUUUGCC